This is a messenger RNA of Hipposideros armiger (great roundleaf bat), 3552 nucleotides long. RefSeq names its product somatostatin receptor 2 (gene SSTR2). The record is from RefSeq and is a predicted model, not a curated record. Gene Ontology annotation, molecular function: neuropeptide binding; somatostatin receptor activity. The coding region runs from base 341 to 1459 and encodes 372 amino acids. Gene Ontology annotation, biological process: neuropeptide signaling pathway; cellular response to estradiol stimulus; cellular response to glucocorticoid stimulus. The transcript is spliced from 2 exons. Gene Ontology annotation, cellular component: plasma membrane; neuron projection. Lineage: Eukaryota; Metazoa; Chordata; Mammalia; Chiroptera; Hipposideridae.
UGCCGAGGGGCCCGGCUCCACAGGGCCAGUGCAGGCGGCGCAGCCACCCGCGCCUGCAGCCUCCAUCUGCAGCUCGGCGCUCAGAGUCUGCGGACCCGGCGAGCUCUCGGCGGCGCGAGGGGCGAGCCGGAGCCGGCAGGUCCAGACGCCGAUCGCAGGGUGCCAGCAAAGCUGCUGCGCGCCCUGGCGCCGGGCUGGGCUGAGGACAGCCGCUGGUGCCUUCGAGCUGAACGAGGGGAUUGCAUCGGAAAAGAAAAGAUGACACAGUGGACCCUUUGCCUCGGGGACCCAUUAAGGUGAGAAUAAGACCUUUGGCUGGUUGGAACUAGCCUAGGACUAUAUGGCAGCCAUGGAUAUGGCAUAUGACCUGCUCAAUGGAAGCCAACCCUUGCUUUCCUCUCCAUUCGACCUCAAUGGCUCAGUGGCAGCCGCCAACAGCUCAAACCAGACAGAGCCGUACUAUGAUCUGACGAGCAAUGCAGUUCUCACAUUCAUAUAUUUUGUGGUUUGCAUCAUUGGGUUGUGCGGCAACACGCUUGUCAUUUAUGUCAUCCUCCGCUAUGCCAAGAUGAAGACCAUCACCAACAUUUACAUCCUCAACCUGGCCAUCGCCGAUGAGCUCUUCAUGCUGGGUCUGCCCUUCUUGGCCAUGCAGGUGGCUCUGGUCCACUGGCCCUUUGGCAAAGCCAUCUGCCGGGUGGUCAUGACUGUGGACGGCAUCAAUCAGUUCACCAGCAUCUUCUGCUUGACCGUCAUGAGCAUCGACCGAUACCUGGCUGUUGUCCACCCCAUCAAGUCGGCCAAGUGGAGGAGACCCCGGACAGCCAAGAUGAUCAAUGUGGCUGUGUGGGGCGUCUCUCUGCUGGUCAUCUUGCCGAUUAUGAUAUACGCCGGGCUUCGGAGCAACCAGUGGGGGAGGAGCAGCUGCACCAUUAACUGGCCGGGUGAAUCUGGGGCAUGGUACACAGGGUUCAUCAUCUACGCCUUCAUCCUGGGCUUCCUGGUGCCCCUCACCAUCAUUUGUCUUUGCUACCUGUUCAUUAUCAUCAAGGUGAAGUCCUCUGGGAUCCGCGUGGGUUCCUCCAAGAGGAAAAAGUCUGAGAAGAAGGUCACCCGGAUGGUGUCCAUAGUGGUGGCUGUAUUCAUUUUCUGCUGGCUUCCCUUCUACAUCUUCAAUGUGUCUUCAGUGUCGGUGGUCAUCAGCCCCACUCCAGCCCUGAAAGGUAUGUUUGACUUCGUGGUGGUCCUCACCUAUGCUAAUAGCUGUGCCAACCCCAUCCUGUAUGCCUUCUUGUCCGACAACUUCAAGAAGAGCUUCCAGAAUGUGCUGUGCUUGGUCAAGGUGAGCGGCACAGAUGACGGAGAGCGGAGUGACAGUAAGCAGGACAAAUCCCGACUGAAUGAGACCACGGAGACCCAGAGAACCCUCCUCAAUGGCGACCUCCAGACCAGUAUCUGAACUGCCUGAACAUGAAUCAAUAGAACGCCAAGCUCUGCCAACUGGCAGUGUGCGCCCUACCCCCACCAACAUCCUUCUUCCCACCUAUCGCACCUGGCUUCUAGAAUAGGGAUUUGUUCAGCAUGAGUCCAAUUCAGAGAGCAGUGUUUGAGUCGGCGUGUCUGUGUGACUGAUAUGUGUUAAGUUGAUUAACUCCCCCUUAAAGGGAACACUGAAAUGCAGGCAGACAGUUCAAAGCCUGGGAAAAGAGGUGAUCGUGCCUGGAAAUGAUCCUUUGAAAUGCUGACACUCAGCAAAAACAGACAACGAUAUCUGUGUAUGUGUGUGUUUAAAACCCAACGUAUAAUCUUGUGUUCUUACAUUUAUACUUGUAUAUUCCUCCCUAGCCCCUGUACAGUCAUUAUCUACAUUUCCUACACACAAACACACAAGUAGCAAAUCCAAGCGUGCGUAGUGCAUCUGGACGUUAAUUACAAUAUGGUACCCGCAGAAAUGGACCAUCCGUGGAGCCAAUAAAAGUUUAAGCUUCAGGGGUCUUGCUGGCUUGGGCAGUAUGUUCACACGGCCACAUGUUUUUGUUCAAAAUUAUAAAAGGAAGAUGUUUUUGUAUUAUUUUUCUGAAAGAGGGCGCCUUAAAUUGUGUACGCGUCCAGCCUCACAAAACUGGCCUCUGUCCCUCGGCGUCUGCUUCACUCCUUUCAGGCAAUUAGAUAAAAGCAAGAAGGGGAAGGGAGGAGGUAUUUCAGGAGCCAGGACAUAAAUUCAUGUGUUUCCUCUUCUUAGGUAUAAUCAAAGAAUUAUUCAUUACCCAAAAGGACUUAAAUGGUUAUGGUCAUCAGUCAUUGUAUUUAUCAAGACAAGGUGGGCUUUGUUAUAACACUGCAUUUUUUCUUCUCAAAUUGCUUUAAUUUUUCUUAGGGAACCAAAGGAAAUGGGGUGAUGGGAAUCACUAACAUGAAAGGCAAAAAAUAGACUAUAAUUCCGGUGGGGAAACCAUUUUAUGCUCCCCAUCAUGAAAAUAAAUGAGUAAGAAUGAAGAAAAAAAUGCAUCUUUAUUAGAAACCAUGAAAAUUGGCCUUUUUUAAUGCCAGACAUAUCUUCCUAAUGAAAAUGUAAUUCAACAACCUCUCAAAGGGGUUUUUAAAGGACUCGAUACAAAGCUGGGCGCUGAGAAAAUCACAAUGCAUCCUAAGGACCUGAGGACAUUGUUCCCUAAACAUAAUCAGCACAUGCACCAGCCACUAAACACAUAGCAUUACAGGUGUGUGGGUGUGAGCGCUGGAGGGUGCCCCAUCCUCGCAGGUAUGGCCAUGCCACCUUCCUCACCCACUACACACACGUCACGCAUCUGACCUCUAAUGCCACAGACUCGGCUAUGCCCCAAGCACUGUCAUAGGCAGGCGCGAGGCACCAUCAGUGGCAUUACUUCUUUUUGUCCCUGACAUGGUAGAUGGGCUCAGGUACAAGGGACAGGAAGUGAGAUGAUGCCCAUUUCGUGGAUGGAACACAAUUUCCAGGGUGUUUGUCAGGAUGCAUCGCCUCUGGGUUUAUAGGAAAAGCUCCCUACUAGUGUCUCGUGUACAGAUUUUACCCUAUUCUAGAAUGAGCUUCCCUCUUCUGGCUCCCUACACAAGGGCUGCUUGACUGUGGGAAGGACCAGGAACUCCACGUGUGGCUAUCAUUAAUGUGCUGUCCUUCUUCUAGCUGUCUAUAUUAUCCACGCCACCUCACUGCCAAAAGUACUUACUGUGCCCUAGAAAAAUACUUUCAGUAAGAUUUACGACAGAUAAACAAAUCCUUGCAGAAAUAAAAAGAAGAACAAUUCUAAGGUGAGACUACGGGGAAAACUGUUACACAGAAAUGCACGCGGUAAAAUCCCACACCGUCACUAAAGGAAGGGUGGGUGACAAGUUCAGCUCAGGACUUCCCAGCAGCCACAAGUAACAGAGUGACACCUCCCUCCCUUUCCCCACCUCCUCCUCAUUGUCUUGCAUAAAAACAAGCAACGAUUUGGAAUGAAAUAUUUUAAACACAGCCUGACCAUUAUUACAAUAUGAGGUGUUCCAGGGUCUUUGAAUAAAUGCUGAUUUUUA